AUGAAAGGCCAGAACCCCCAGACCACCACCAGAACGUUGCAGCAGCAACACAAACCUCCCCCACAACACACAUCAUACCCUCAACACCUACCACAACAAAACCCACCUACACAACAACAACACCAACAACAAACAUCACAUCCUCAGCGACCAACGGAAUACAACCCACCUCCACUACAGCAACAACAACCACAGCAACACAGACACCAAAACCCCAGAUAUAGGCAGCAGAAACCCCCCACCAAUCAAAGACGCAAUCCACCUACACAACAACCACAACAAGACCAACAACAGAACACAUACCACAGAGACCCCAGACAGACACAAAACCAAGACACAAACAACACGCCCACACCUGCCUCAAACCCCAUGUCCUUCUACUCCACAUCAACUCGGAAAACACCCCUACUUCCCACCCCACCCAAUCACAUGAAAACACCCCCCACCCCCAACUCCACCCGUGACGGUAGUACCAGUGCCGAAAGUCAGCACAACACCGUAGAGCAGACACCAGAGAAAGGCCACUACCGCCUCAGUAAAGACGACUUUAGGAGGGAAAUAGAGAAAAUUGGCCCAUUACACCACCGCUUAUAUGCCUACAAAGAGGGGAUAGGCACACAGGAAUGUCUAGCAGAUGUGAUGGCCACAAUAAAUAACAAGAAAGCAAUCGUAGUAUUUCUCGACCUAGAAAAAGCCUACGAACUUGCAAGUGCAGCUGCUAUCCUGGCAGCCUUAGCCAACAAGACGGUUUAA
Messenger RNA from Macrobrachium nipponense, 753 nucleotides. RefSeq lists its product as uncharacterized. The transcript is spliced from 2 exons. Lineage: Eukaryota; Metazoa; Arthropoda; Malacostraca; Decapoda; Palaemonidae. The record is from RefSeq and is a predicted model, not a curated record. The coding region runs from base 1 to 753 and encodes 250 amino acids.